Molecule: messenger RNA, 1182 nt
Organism: Periophthalmus magnuspinnatus
Lineage: Eukaryota; Metazoa; Chordata; Actinopteri; Gobiiformes; Gobiidae
Exons: 1
Coding region: 1-585 (194 amino acids)
Source: RefSeq, a predicted model, not a curated record
AUGAAACAGUCACCCUGUGAGAGGACGGAGGACCCCAGGGGGUCGUCCCCCAGGAGGUCGUCCCCCAGGAGGUCGUCCCACAGGAGGUCGUCCCCCAGGAGGUCGUCCCCCAGGAGGUCGUCCCACAGGAGGUCGUCCCCCAGGAGGUCGUCCCACAGGAGGUCGUCCCCCAGGAGGUCGUCCCCCAGGAGGUCGUCCCCCAGGGGGUCGUCCCACAGGAGGUCGUCCCCCAGGAGGUCGUCCCCCAGGAGGUCGUCCCCCAGGAGGUCGUCCCACAGGAGGUCGUCCCCCAGGAGGUCGUCCCCCAGGAGGUCGUCCCCCAGGAGGUCGUCCCCCAGGGGGUCGUCCCACAGGAGGUCGUCCCCCAGGAGGUCGUCCCCCAGGAGGUUGUCCCCCAGGGGGUCGUCCCACAGGAGGUCGUCCCCCAGGAGGUCGUCCCCCAGGAGGUCGUCCCCCAGGGGGUCGUCCCCCAGGGGGUCGUCCCCCAGGAGGUCGUCCCCCAGGAGGUCAUCCCACAGGAGGUUGUCCCCCAGGAGGUCGUCCCAUAGGAAGUGGACAGAUGCUAUUGUUUUUAGCCUUCUUUGAACAGCGUGGCUCCUUCCAGACAGUGCUGUGUUUGGUUUGGUCUAGUCUAUGCUAGCAGGUUAGCUUUGUCCAUGUACAUAUAAACAGUCUAUGCUAGCAGGUUAGCUUUGUCCACGUACAUAUAAACAGUCUCUUAAGGUUGGAGUGUUUUUAUUGUUCUUAAAUUCACAGGUGACAUUUUUAAACAGAUUAUGUAACAUUUGUGAAGCGCCGCUCUGUCCAAAUGUCUCGUGUCUAAAGUUGAAGAAUUUUUAAACAUUUUUAUUAUUAUGAUUGUGUUACAUUAGACUUUUUCUGUCUCGUUUACUUAAAGCCCAGAACCACACGUGAUCGUCCAAUCAGAUUUGUUUAUUUCUGUGACAUGUAAAAUGAAGGAUCUCAUUGGUCGUCAUCAUUUACAAACAGAAUGUGCUCAGUGUCGUGACUCUGCAGAAAUCCUCUGUGAUAUUUGUUCUUUUUCCCUCGUGAGAGGCCGUAUUUGUUUUAUACAGACAGAUCGUGCCGGUCCCUGAUUGGCUAAUCCACCUGUCAAUCACACUCAUGUGAACUCUGGGAGAUUCAGCCACACCCACAUCUGAAAAACCUGUGAAGGACUCU